Aspergillus glaucus CBS 516.65 is the source of this 1119-nucleotide messenger RNA. RefSeq names its product rhomboid family protein. Gene Ontology annotation, biological process: retrograde vesicle-mediated transport, Golgi to endoplasmic reticulum. Gene Ontology annotation, cellular component: Golgi apparatus; membrane. The transcript is spliced from 2 exons. Bases 1 to 1119 code for a protein of 372 amino acids. Lineage: Eukaryota; Fungi; Ascomycota; Eurotiomycetes; Eurotiales; Aspergillaceae. The record is from RefSeq and is a predicted model, not a curated record.
AUGGUCCGAGUCAACAUUCCUCCGGCAACCCGCAUCUGCCUUGUCAGUCUCCUCACCCUCUCCCUACUCUACAACAUCGCCCGAUGGCGCCAAAUUAGCAGCAUCAGUGCCACUACCGGCAAAACCCAGCUGACUACGCCCAUCGUUGUUCCCUACCUGACUCUCGUUCCCUUGCGACUCUUCUACUAUCCAUGGACCCUCCUCACGGCCACCUUUGUCGAGCAAAACAUCUUCACCGUCCUUCUGAACCUGGCCACCCUCUUCUACGGCGGCAAGUACCUUGAGCGUGCCUGGAGUUCUCGGGAGUUUGCCAAAUUCAUUGUCACCAUCGCCGUCCUCCCCAAUGUGGUUAUCGUGCCGUUCUAUCUGCUGUGGGCAGCCAUCAGGGGUAACCCCUCGAUAGGCCUCACUCAAAUCUGCGGUGGAAUCUCGAUCCAAGCCUCCUUCCUUGUCGCCUUCAAGCAGCUCGUUCCCGAACACACCGUCACUGUAUUCAAGGGCCUGGUGCAGAUGCGCGUCAAACAUUUCCCCGCCAUCUUCCUGUUUCUCAACACCAUCAGCGGCGUGGUGCUGGGAACCGAAACCGCAGCAAUCCUCGCCUGGCUGGGUCUCUUGACCAGCUGGACAUAUCUCCGGUUCUUCAAGCGGCAGCCCGAUCUCACCGGCACGUCCACCACCAAUGGCAUGGGCAUCAAGGGUGACGCAAGCGAAACCUUUGCCUUUGCCUGUCUUUUCCCCGAUGUGAUCCAGCCACCCAUCGCCGCGAUCUCUGAUCAAAUCUACAAUCUGCUCGUCUCUCUCAGGAUCUGUACCCCGUUCUCGGAGGAGGCUAUCGCUUCGGGGAACCAGCAGGUCCUUGCCAGAGGGGAGGCCGGUCUCCCGACGCUCCUCAGCAGCCAUCGCGCCGGUCGAGGCACGGGUAAGCGCGAGGAGGCAGAACGGCGACGAGCCUUGGCUCUCCGGGCUUUGGACCAGCGUCUUCAGGCGGCGGCUGCAGGAAAAGCGCAGUCUCACUCGCCGUCGUCAGCAACAUCUAGCCAACCUACUCGCGCUGCAACACCUACCGUAUCAGGACAGGGUAUGCUAGGAGGUACCAACUACACGCCAGAUAACGCUUAA